This is a messenger RNA of Leptidea sinapis, 1358 nucleotides long. RefSeq lists its product as uncharacterized. The transcript has 6 exons. The coding region runs from base 254 to 1213 and encodes 319 amino acids. Lineage: Eukaryota; Metazoa; Arthropoda; Insecta; Lepidoptera; Pieridae. The record is from RefSeq and is a predicted model, not a curated record.
AAUCAAAAUACAAUAAAAGAAGAAUUUUUCAAUAUACUCGAUUACAAGAGAAGCACUCAAUUUUAUAACUUCUUAUUUUCUUUGUUAUAAUAUAGAUUAAUAAUAUAUUAUCUGUUGUGUCAAAAUAUCUGACUUAUGGGAAUCAUUCAUUUUGUUACCAUAGUUACAUGCAAGGCUAGGUGUAAUUUCCUGAUAAGAAAGUGAUAAUAUUAUUUUUACGUAAGAAUGAACAAGGAGUUCACAAAAUAUAACAAUGGCUCUGUUGCCUGAUCUUGACACGAGAUCUGUGUUAAAUAUUGUCGAGGAAAACUUUGAAAGAGCACAGUUGAAAACUUAUGCGAUCCGCUUUAUUUAUACAGGCGAGCACUGCUUACCAAAGGAAGAGUUAAUACAACAGUUUGAGGAGUUGAUGACAGAUGUUAACUCUGUCUACUGUGAAGUGAAUGUCCACGGGUUACUCUUGGUUUACGAUGGCUACUUUGUACAUAUUGUCGAGGGCUCAGAAGACACAGUUCAUCGACAUUUAAGGUUUAUGCUUCAACGUGAGAUAGAUUGGAUAGAAUAUAAGAAGAGACAAGAUGAACUAAGAAGAAAAGAACUCCUUGAGGCCAUGGAGACUGAAGAGCAUGAAUCUGGAGUUCCACCGACAAUCGAAGAUGUUCCGAUCGUUGAUUGGAAAAUGUUUAAACGUUUGAAAUUGUUGAUGACAUAUCAUUCUAUUUCAAAACGCCUCUUCGAUGGUUGGCGCGCUGUCACGGCGCGGCCUCCGUCUCUAGUUGGUAACUUUGACGUGCACGGAACAUUACCAGAGCAUAUAGAACAACUUCGUAUCUGCCUUGUGAAGAUAACCAGGCUGUGUGCGCUAGCGCAAGCCGACGAAGAGUUAUCAUUUGCUGGUUUAAGCGCAAACGACCCCAAAAUGGAGGCGUUGCCGGAGGUGGCUCUCUUAGAUUUCCUCCUCCAGUCGCCUUACGUCCUCGAUUUAAGACACGUGCUUCAUCUGCAUCGACGAGUCGACGACUAUGCAUUUUACUUCGAACGCGUUUGGCCCUUACCAACACACUUCACACCACGAUUCCUUUACAAGUUGAAGAUUGACGACUCUUUCGUCGAACCAUUGCCAGUAAUGCCUUGGGAGCUGGUUAAAAAGGAAGUUACUGAAGAAGGUGAUGAAUUAAAAGAUGAACAAAGCGAAAAUUCAUCAAGUGACUAAAGCCGUUUGAAGCCAAUUUGUAAUUCCUACGUAAUAAUUGAUGUAUCUACGUACCUACAUAUACCUAUAAAUCUAAACUAUAAUAUAAAAUUCAGCUAGUCAUUUUGUUUUGUAAUCGUGUGGUAAUAAAUGAUUUGAAUCCAUA